This is a messenger RNA of Cooperia oncophora, 399 nucleotides long. NCBI's taxonomy places the organism in Eukaryota, Metazoa, Nematoda, Chromadorea, Rhabditida, Trichostrongylidae. The record is from the annotation of a GenBank genome assembly.
AUGCAUUCCAUAUACUCGAGAGCGAAUGCGUUGUUCGCAUUUAUGCUGUGGGUGCUGGCUGCGGUUACAUUCGCCUGCUUUCUCAGCACAGCAUUCCUGGAUUAUACGACUAACGUGGAAAUUACUGUGAACAACCCGAGAGUCCGCUCUAUUGCUGACUACUCGUCCUCAUCUGAGAAGGCUGACUUGGGAAUGCUGGACUUCACCAUCAGAGGUGAUUUCACGAAGACAUUUAACUGGAAUGUGAAGCAACUGUUUGUAUAUCUUGUUGCCGAGUAUGAGACUCCGGAAAAUAAUAACAGACGGUUUGUUCCAAACGCCGGUUAUUUGAGGCUAUCACAGGCCGAGGGACAAGCGAUCGUAAGGUUCCCAGCUACCUACACCACAAAGAAGCACUAA